AUGCAAGCGGCCGACAGGAAGUUCUUUGUGCGGCUCGCAGAGGCAACGCGAUCUGGCAUCAAGGCAUCAGCAGUAGGGCGGCCAUGUGGCAAGGCCUUCCAGUCCUGUUUGACCAGUUCAGAGUUUCUCACCAUUUUGCAGCACAAGCCCUUAGCUGUGUACAAUGAUGAUGGGCGUGAGCCGCCGCUGAAGCGCCCUCGUGUCGAGGGCGGCAAAGGCAAAGGUGCCAAAGGCCAGGGCGAGGCCCAGGCGGGCAAGGGCGAGGGCAAAGGCGAGAGUGCCGGGCGCGUGCCUGCUGAGCUCCUCGCUCUCGGGUGCGCAGUCAAUGUGACCUGCGCGGAUGUUGUGCGUGCGUCAGGGGGUGACGUGCGUGACCACCUGGCGCACCAGCUCAAUGCAGAGCUAGAGGCGCCCGGUGUGGUGUGCCUAUCGGCCUCUCAUGUGGAGGGCCAUGCAAAUGAAAAAAAUUUACCGCGUGACGAGGGGCAUGUACAUGCCCAGCGUCAGCACGGCUCUCAUGUCGAGAGCCAUGAUCAUGGGAUGCCUAAGCCUGUUGCAGUGGGGCAACAGGGGACGGCCAAUGUUCCUCGUGUUUUUGGGGAGUUCCUGCCCCAUUCUGUCCUGCUGCAGCCAAUGGCAGAAGAUCAACAAGCUGCAGCAGGUCUCAGUUCCAGCGAUGCCAGCAAGGCGACCGAUGCGGACGCCAGCCCUGCUUGGGGCCCAGUGCCGGAGACCCAAGUUGUCGUAGUGCCAGGGUGUGCUCAGAAUGUUCCGCCCAUGCAGGGGCUUGAUGCAAGCCCGGCAGUGUGUGAUCAGCAUGAAGUUGAUAAGAGCGUGAGCCUGCUUGAUAGCCUGCCUCAGGAUGGGCCUCUUUUCAUGGAAAUUUGUGCUGGAUCUGCAACCCUUAGUGACGUGGCUAGGCUGGAGCGGAUUAGCAAGUGGAGGACAUGGUCCACAGAGCUGCAGCUAGAAGAACGAAAGGCCAGGGCAAGGAUGCACCCGAAUGUCCGGAAGGUCCUUGGACGAAAGCGCACUGUCCCGCUCGAGCGCAUUGCCGAGUCCCUCGAGUGGCCUGACAGAAGUUUGUGCGAAGAGCUGCGUUCUGGAUUCAGGCUGGUUGGCAACGCCACGCCAUCUAAUGUAUUUAGGCCUGGAGUCACGGUUGCCAACCUCAGCGAGCAAGACCUCAUGGAGCAGUCGCGUUACUUCAGACCGGCCAUCCUGUCGAGAGUUGCUGCAGAACCUGAAGGCCCCCACUGCCGCGAGCUGCUUGAGAUCACGCGGAAGGAGGCUACGGACAAGGGGUGGCUGGAUGGGCCCCACACUGUCAAGGACGUGUUUGCCCAGCAUCACACGUGGCUGCCUGUCAGAAGGUUCGGAGUCCAGCAAGGUGCCAAGCUGCGACCGAUCGAUGACUUUAAGGAGAACCGUGUGAAUGAGGCGUACAGUUGCACUGAGCGCGUGGUGCUCCAAGCCAUGGACCACCUUUUGUGGUCGCUAAACAUCAUGACGCGCUUUUGUCGUGAAGGUGGCAUCGUGGACCUCACCCUGUCCACAGGAGAGCGGCUUACUGGGCCUGUGCAUGACCAAUGGAUGCAGCACGGUGCUAACCUGAGGGUCACCUCGCUGGACUUGCGUUCAGCGUAUAAGCAGCUCCCACUGCACCCGCUGGAUUACGACAAGUCGGUGAUCUGCAUCAAGUGCCCAGACGCACGUGAAAUCGAGUGCUAUUUCAUGCUGACACUACCCUUCUGGUGCCAGAGCCAAUGUGCAUGA
Molecule: messenger RNA, 1776 nt
Organism: Symbiodinium pilosum
Lineage: Eukaryota; Dinophyceae; Suessiales; Symbiodiniaceae
Source: the annotation of a GenBank genome assembly